Pterocles gutturalis (yellow-throated sandgrouse) is the source of this 2005-nucleotide messenger RNA. RefSeq names its product glutamate-rich protein 3-like. The record is from RefSeq and is a predicted model, not a curated record. The annotation marks the transcript as partial. The transcript is spliced from 11 exons. Lineage: Eukaryota; Metazoa; Chordata; Aves; Pterocliformes; Pteroclidae.
GUGGGACAGUCCAGAAGAUCAGUGGAAGAUGCCAUCCCCAUGCGCUCCCCACACCCACCGCUUGGCCCAAGAAGUCGUCACGGGCUCCGUCCUUUGGUGGCUGGAGAACCCGCUCAUUGCUCACCACCGGGGGCACCUGGACCUGCAGGUGGUUACGGUGGUGGACGUCCUCCUCAUCAGCACUGGCCCAAAGAGCCUGCCUUUGCUCAGGCGGCUGCACUGUGAAGAGACAGUAGCAAAGCCUACCUCCUGGCGGCCAAACACGGCUCCAGGAAAUAUGCAACACCUCCUUCGCCUCGAGCCGCUUCGCAGCGGUGCUGCAGGAGGGUCUGUACCAAAGACUUCAAGCUCUAAACAGCAGUGCCACGCGCUCGAACACGAUCAGCAGCUUGCCGGUGGGCGGGAGAGGAGUGGGUUAAGACCCAUGAAAUCAAUGGAAUAUGUGACUGGUUUAUCCCCGUAUCAGCUCCCCAUCAUUAACAAUUAUGUGAAGCCAGUGCCGCCUCCCCCCCUGCAAAAAGGAGACAAGAGUGUGAACGCAACGAGAAACGGGGUGCCCAGAGGGAGACGAUUUCGUUCCACCACUGCACCAAAUGGUGCUGAGCAACUUUUAGUAAAGAAUUCUGGAGGAUUCCCUAGGCCCUCGUUACGCAGCAACGCAUUUGUUACCAUGGUCUUUCUAGGAAAAAGUGUGCAUUUAUCUCACGAUGGUGCCGAUUACAGAGAUGAAAUCAAAGUCUAUCAGCAGCACUGUGGAGGAGAAAACCUUUGUGUCUACAAAGGCAGGCUGCUGGAAGGAGAGACCUUUCAGUUUGUCUCCAAGAGGCACCGUGGCUUCCCCUUCAGCCUCACCUUUUUCCUCAAUGGGAUACAAGUGGACAGGCUGAGCUGCUGCUGCGAGUACAAGCAUCAGAAGCGCUCCAGACUGGGAGGCAGACACAGAUACUUCGGGUUUCUCAGUGUGGAGGGAGCAUCUCCUUGCUACAGGUGCAUUAUUGCCAUGGGUCUGGACAAAACGCUGUCCCCUCCCAAGAGAAAGGUGGACCGUGAGGAAAAGCCUGUGGGUUCCUGGAGAGACGGAGCACCCAGUGAGCCCGGUAAAGGCGGAGCUGAGCGGAAAUCCAGCAAAGAUUCUGUGGUAGUCAUCCUACCGGGUCAUGAAGCCGGCGUGGAAACUGUUGAGGGCAAAAGGGAGACUGGACAGGAGGACAGAGGAGAAGAAGGGAAGAAGCUGUCUGAUGGUGAGAGUGAAGACAGUCAGGAAGACGCCGGCAGAACGGAGUAUGAGGAGGAUUUUGAAGCAGAUGAAGAAGUUACUGAAGAGGGACAGACCAGUGAUCAAGUGAACGGAAUGUCAAAGUCACCCUCAGAUGGUAAAACCCACAAUUCAGACUGUGAAAAGGAGAGUAAAACCUCACCACAAAAGGCACGGCUGGCCUCUGCCAGUGAAGAAGAUGAAAGGGAUGGAUAUUCCAACAGUGACUCCGAGGAUGAUAAACAAGAUUGCAAACCAGUCCAGGAGGAGAUAGCAGAGGCAACUGGAAAUGAUAAUCCUGUGAAUUCGGAACCUGAACCUGGUGAUUCCUGUGCCAAUGAGGAAGAAGAGAACGUAGCAAGUAACGUUAUGUACGAUGCCAGUGAAGCAGCAGGUGGAGCUUUCCUGGCAGAAGGAAGAAGGACGCUUGGUGUGCAGAAGGCAGCAGAGCACGUGGCCAGAGAAGGGCAGGUGGCAGGGGAGAAGGAAGAUGUCGUGGCUGCGGGAGGAGAUGCUCACACCGAAGGGGCAGGAGGAGGAAUGGCACGGGCGGGAGAUGCGCUGCCUGAGGAACAGACUGUGGCUGUGGUGCCGGCGGAGGGUCCGCUUGCGGUGGAGGAAUCUGCACCCGGGGAGAGCACCGUGGCAGAGGAAGAUCACAAAGGGAAGGGGACGGGAAGGGGAACGGAGCCUGGCGCAGAGGUGGCACCCGGGGAGCAGGAGGCUCUGCUGGAGGGGACGGAGAGCGAG